Molecule: messenger RNA, 1947 nt
Organism: Aspergillus chevalieri
Lineage: Eukaryota; Fungi; Ascomycota; Eurotiomycetes; Eurotiales; Aspergillaceae
Product: putative acyl-CoA dehydrogenase
Exons: 1
Coding region: 1-1947 (648 amino acids)
Molecular function (GO): oxidoreductase activity, acting on the CH-CH group of donors
Source: RefSeq, a predicted model, not a curated record
AUGGAAACUCAGAAAAAACCCUCGUCAUCCACGGACGGGUUCUUUCAAGUUUUACCCGAUGUGCCCCCUGCGUAUACACACGCCGAUAUUCAGCAGCAAGGUUCCCAUGCUGUAUCAGAUGAUACAGUCUUUGCGAGAAUACUGGGCUUAUAUCUUCCAAGGAAAUCUGAUCAAGUGGGUACCUCUAUUCACAAGCUUGGUCGACGCGCCCUCCAUCCGUCAACCCUACGUCUGGCCACCGAUGCCGAGAUAAAUCAACCCGUUCUCCGGCCACUCACCACGUUCGGUGAAGAAAAUCGGAUCGAUCCUCUAUGGACAGGCGAAGGCUGGAGAGAACUUAAAGCGAUCGGACAAGAAGAGGGAUUGGUCGCUGUGGCGUAUCAAAAGGAUAACCAUACAUGGAAUCGACGGGUUCAUCAGUUCGCGCUGAACCAUGUUUGGAGUAGUAGUGCUGCCAUGACUGGCUGUCCCGCGUCGAUGACGGAUGGAGCGGCGAAGUUGCUGGCGGGGCGCUUGGAUGACCCUGACGGUGACCAACCCGGGCGCAGCGGGGUGCUUCGUGAGGCAUACCGGCGACUGAUAUCGAGUAACCCUAACGAGGCCUGGACGACUGGGCAGUGGAUGACCGAGCGUACCGGCGGGAGCGAUGUACGAGAGACAGAAACAGUUGCGCGACGGCUGACUGCGGAAGAAUUGUCCCGAGACAUGGAGUCUGGGCGAGAGCUUGACGCUCACGGUAUGCCGUUGGGCCCAUGGCGUAUUGAUGGCUUCAAGUGGUUCAGCAGUGCAACAGACUCGGACAUGACUCUUAUGCUAGCCCAAACGGACGAGGGGCUUAGUCUGUUCUACACACCCACGCGACGCCGCUCCGGUAAGCAGAACGAUGCGGGCGAGCUAAAUGGAAUUCGAAUUCAGCGCCUUAAGAAUAAACUCGGUACCAAGUCUCUGCCUACAGCUGAGCUGGAAUUGAAGGGAGUCCGGGGCUGGCUAAUAGGCCAAAAGGGCAAAGGUGUGAAAGAAAUUGCUACGGUCCUUAACAUCACUCGACUGUAUACCGCAGGCGGGUCUGCUGCGGGUUGGGGCCGUGGUCUCGCAAUAUGCCGGGCGUACACUCGGGUCCGCAAGGUGCGAGGGGCCCUCCUUCAAGAAAACGCGCAACACACUCGAUGGAUGGCAAGCGAAACCAUGAAGUAUUGGGCGGCAAUGCAUUUCACGUUCUUUAGUGUUGCAUUGCAAGGCACUGUAGAGCAAGACUGGGAAUCGAUGGUUCGCAACACAAAGGCCGCCAACCUAAUUCCACAGGAUAGCACCAAGGCGGCAACCCUUCUUCGACUUAUCACCCCAGUCAUGAAAGCUGUGGUCAGUGUCAAUGCGGUACACGGACUACGUGCUUGUAUGGAGUGUCUUGGGGGGGUUGGCUACUGCGAAAACAACGAAGACGGUGGCCUACUGAACAUUGCGAAGAUAUUUCGUGAUACCGCCGUUAAUCCUAUCUGGGAAGGAACAAUUAGCGUGAUGGCGGAAGAUGUGGUUCGAGUCGUUACUGAUAAACGUCUUGGAGGGGGGAAGGUGGUCGACACGGUUUUUGCGGAAUGGGUGAAGGAUGUUCUCAAUGUCUGCCAGUCUAAGUUCGGAGAGGAGUGCGCUGUUGUGCAGCAGAUACUUGAUGCUUUGCGGGAAAUAACAGGUAAACUCAGCAAGGAAGAACUCUUGUGGCGUGGAAGGGAACUUCUUGAGCAUGUGGCCGCAAUCGUGUGCUCCUGUCUGCUCAUGUAUGAUGCAUCUUCUGAUGGCGACGGCAUUGCGACAGAAGUUGCCUCUAGGUGGACGCGUUCCAAAGCCCUUCAGGGUACCCGAAUCGCUUCCAAGGGCACAAAUUGGCUUCACGAAUCUGCCAUUGACAAGAAAAUAUUCAUGGGCGAGACCACGCUGCUCUCGAAGAUCUGA